AUGGCGCAGUUACAUCGAAUGGUCUGUGGCGCAGAAUCGCCAAGGACUACAGAUGAAUAUAAUGCAACGGAUGUGACAGGAACAGCAGCUGGAGUUAAUAUGAUGGGUUAUGCGAUGCCAUCGCAAAUAGCAAAAGGAAUACAUAUAAGGCAGAGAUCGAGAGCGUUCAUAGUAAUCGAUCCAAGUACGGAUAAAAGGGUUGCAUUCGUUUCUGUGGAUAUUAAUAUGGGAACGACGGCCGUUAGAACCGCGACUUUAAAAAAAUUAAAAGCGACUUUUGGAAAUUUGUAUAAUGAAGAAAAUGUGGCUAUAUCGGGAACGCAUACACAUGCUGGCCCAGCUGGAUUUUUACAAUAUGCAUUGUAUCAAAUAACAUCAUUCGGAUACGUGAAGGAGAAUACGGAAGCAAUAUCAACCGGAAUAUUUAAUUCAAUAGUAAAAGCGCAUAAUUCAAUACAGCCAGGAUCCAUUUACGUAUCAAGUGGAGAAUUAUUAGAUGUGAAUGUUAAUAGAUCCCCAUUUUCUUAUGAGCACAAUCCCAAAGAAGAGAGGUCAGAAUAUAAAUAUGACGUCGAUAAAGAAAUGAUUUUAUUGAAAUUUACUAAUUCCAACGGUGACGUUAUUGGGAGUUUGAAUUGGUUUCCCGUACACCCCGUAUCGAUGAUGAAUAAUAAUUCAUUAAUAUCGGGUGAUAAUAAAGGUGCCGCAUCAUAUUUCUUGGAGAGAGAAUAUAAUGGAAAUAACACUUUGCCUGGUGAAGAGACCAUAGUACACGCAUUUUCCAAUAGCAACUUAGGGGAUUCUUCGCCAAACAUCUUCGGACCUUAUUGUGCUGAUACGGGAAAACCUUGUGAUUAUAAAACAAGUACAUGUAACGGUAAAAAGGAUAAUUGUUUCGGAAGAGGAUAUGGAUAUUUGACAGGCGAUGAUAUUUACGCAACUAAAGUUAUAGCAGAAUUACACGUUUCUAAAGCAAAAGAAUUGAUAAGAUCGGCGACAACCCCCGUCAAUGGAUCGAUUGAUUAUAAAUACACAAGAAUUGACAUGCAUAAUUAUAAAUUCACACGUAAUAAAACAGAAUUUUCAUUAUGUAAAGCAGCCAUUGGAUAUAGUAUGGUCGCGGGUACAACGGAUGGACCGGGUGGAUUUAACUUUAUACAAGGUGAUAAUAGUACCGGAAAUCCAUUUUGGAACAUGAUUAGAUGGUUUAUAAAAGAGCCCACCAAAGAGACAAUUGAAUGUCAAAAACCUAAACCGAUUGUGCUGGCUACGGGUGAAAUGACCUUACCUUAUGAUUUUACUCCUUCAAUUAUUGACAUGCAAUUACUUAAAAUUGGUAAUAUUAUAAUUUGUGUCGUACCUGGUGAAUUUACUACCAUGAGCGGCAGAAGAUUAAAAAAGACUGUCAAGAAAGUGCUUGUGGAAAAAGGAAUAAUUGAUGAUAGAGGAAUUGUAAUUAUUAGUGGUCCUUCAAAUACUUAUACUCAUUAUAUCACCACACCUGAAGAGUACACCGUGCAAAGAUAUGAAGGUGCUUCAACGAUCUACGGACCAAAUACGUUAAACGCUUAUCUUCAAAUCUAUCAGGAUUUAGCUAAUUCGUUGGCUGAUAAUAUCACUUUACCAAAAGGUCCCGCGACUCCUGAUUUUACCGAUAAAGCUAAAAGUUUGUUACUUCCUAUCAUUGUUGAUAUCCCUCCUUUAUUCAAGAAAUUUGGGGAUAUUUGGAAGGAUGUUAAAGCGAAUUAUACCAAAGGAGAAACGGUUGAAGUCGAAUUCGUUGGUGGUCACCCUAAAAAUGUCAUUCAAUUAGAAGGUAGUUUCCUUUACGUACAAAGACUUGAAGGUGAAAAAUGGAUAAACGUUAAAAAUGAUGGUGAUUGGACCACAAAGUUUAAAUGGUUAGGUCAAAGCAUUAUUAGGAUUAUUUGGGAUAUUGACAAUGGUACUAUAGAUGGAACUUAUCGUAUAUUUUAUCAAGGCUAUCAUAAAUUACUUGGCGGUAACAUUAAACCCGUAUCUGGCACCUCUUCUACUUUCACGGUAUCUUAA
This is a messenger RNA of Funneliformis geosporum, 2052 nucleotides long. NCBI's taxonomy places the organism in Eukaryota, Fungi, Glomeromycota, Glomeromycetes, Glomerales, Glomeraceae. The record is from the annotation of a GenBank genome assembly.